AUGGUGCUCACAUUCAUCGCCGGCUUCGGCGCCGUCUUUGGCACCGCCGAGGGCAUCCGUGCGUCGCAGGCAAAGUCGCGGCGUGAAGAGCACCGGAGCCGCAAGAACAACCUCUUUGUCCACUGCAUGAAGUCGACUCAGUACAGCCACCUGCUGGAGGGAAAGCAGGUUGUCCUAUCUGGCCACAUGUGCUUCAUCGACACGGGCAUGGCACACGACACCGCCUACGGCCACCCUUUCCUGGGCUACUAUCUCCCCUACCCGGAGGCCAAGUACUCGGGCCUCGUGAGCACCAUCACGGACGAGGCCCCCAUCAUGAACUGGGUCUUUGUCCACCACGAGACGUACCAGCUCAUGUACGGCAACCGGCAGCAGUCCGAGGGCCAGCUCUGCGGGCCCUGGGACUGCACCCGCCAGGACAAGCGUCUGACCUUUGCCGGCUGGGAAGGGUUCUGCGCGGUGCUCGAGGACGCGGGAUACUGGGGCGUCUACUUUGACGUCGACGGCGACAUGCUCCGCCGCCGGCUGCCGGGCAAGAUCGUCAUCGAGAUCGAGCUGGAGCGCCGCGAGCAAAAGACCAGGAAGCCGGUGUUUGAGGAGGAGAUGUCGGCCGAGGACAAGCUCAAGGAGGCUCAGGCCGAGGCCGAGGCGCUCGCAAAGGUCCAAGAGGCCCAGGCUGCCGCGGCGGCCGAGGCUCAGGAGAGGGCGAGGGAGCAUGCCAGGAGGCAGGCCGAGGCGCAGCAGAAGACCAACUCUCAGCAGACGCAGCCGCAGCAGCGCCAGGCACGCGCCAAGUCUCCACCGAAGGGAUCAUCGCCCCCGGCAACGCCAAAGACGCAGUCGGAAAAGGGCAAGCAGAAGCGGGAGGAGCGGGAAGUUCGGUCGGAGGAUCAGCCGAGGAGGCGGAGGAGGUCCAAGGACAAGAAUGGCGGGAAAGACAGGGCGAAAAGCCCACAGUCUGACAGUGGCGCACCGGGUCCUUCAUCCACAACGCGGGCGGCCAAGUCGCCAUCCAAGCCGAAGCGACGGCCCGAUCCAUUGCGGUCACCCAGCAGGGGGCCGAGCCAGACGCACAGCCAGGCCUCGUCUCGGUCCCACCAGUCGCACCGGACAAACAAGACGGGAGACGAAGGGAGCAUCAGCACGCGCGCCUCGACGCAGCGCAGCCGUGGACGUCCUAAACACUGCCAGAGCGCAAGUCGUGGUGGUGGUGUUGGUGGAGGAGGGGCUGGGCAGCAUACGACUGGCAUGAAGAGUCCAGUCUCGAAUCCGUCGAUGAAAGCCCGGAUGCAGAAUCGACGGGCGUCAAUGGCGUCGAUGAAGAGUCCCAUUCUGGAAACAGAGGCACCAAAGAUGCUUGGUGUGAGGGAGGAGCUUGAUGUCAGUUUCCCCAAGCUGGAUGAGUUGAUAAGAUCGCUCAAAUAUCAAAGCCCCAGUGUGGAGGACUCGGACGAGUCUGAAGACAUGCCGCCGUCGCCAGAUGUGGACUAG
Molecule: messenger RNA, 1491 nt
Organism: Pyricularia grisea
Lineage: Eukaryota; Fungi; Ascomycota; Sordariomycetes; Magnaporthales; Pyriculariaceae
Exons: 2
Coding region: 1-1491 (496 amino acids)
Source: RefSeq, a predicted model, not a curated record